CAGGUGACGAGGGAAUCGUUUACGGUAUAAAUCAAACAGAAAUCAAACUAAUGAUAGUGUCGUGUGAUUUGAUGCCAAAAAUACGUUCACUAAUCACUAAAAUACCGACCGUUCAGACAAUCGUUUAUAUAAAUCCUAAUAAUCUCCAGAAAGACAUCACUAGCUCUCAAGUCAAUGGCUUUCCCGACAAUAUCCGACUCCAGUCCCUGCAAGAGGUGGAGCGCACCGGCACUCAGAUGUCGGACAUUCAGUUUCAAACACCGAAACCGGAGGACGAGUUCGUUAUAAUGUAUACGUCGGGCACAACGGGUACUCCAAAGGCGGCGAUCGCCACACAUCGGCAAAUGGUCGACGGCUCGGCCAACGCCGUACUUCUCGUCGUCAAAGAUGUCAUCCAAGAGAGUCGGAGUCAUAUUUAUAUAGCAUUCCUGCCAUUGGCUCAUGUCUUGGAGCUUACCAUUGAAUUCUUCCUCUUCUAUGGGGGUGUGAGGAUAGGGUACGCCUCGCCAUUUACACUGACCGACUCGGCCCCGGGUCUGGUAAAGGGCCAAAAAUGUGAUAUAAAACUGUUGAAACCAACUGUCAUGACAUGCGUUCCUCUGGUGUUGGAUCGGAUCAUAAAAGAAGUUCACGACAAACUGAACGCCCGGACGCCCGUCUCCGUCGACUUCUUCACAUACAUAAUGGGCUACAAAUCAAAGUGGACUCAAAAGGGAUACGACUGUCAUAUUGUCAACAAUCUUGUCUGCAGUAAAGUUCAGCAACAAUUGGGCGGUCGGCUGCAGAUCAUGAUCUGUGGCGGCGCUCCACUCAACGCCACCACUCAGGCCACUAUCAAAGCGGCGCUCGAUGUGAUACUAGUGCAGGGUAUGGACUUCCAUGACCUGUCCUACGGUCGAGUGGGCGCACCUCUACAGGGGGUUAAAGUCAAGCUCAUCGACUGGGAUGAAGGCGGAUAUCACCGGUCAGAUCAGCCAAACCCGAGGGGAGAGAUACUAAUAGGCGGCGACUCAAUAGUUAUGGGUUACUAUAAACUGCCCGAACAAACACAGGAGGCGUUUAAAGUGGACGAUCGGGGCGUCCGUUGGUUUUAUACGGGAGAUAUUGGAGAGAUGUUCGCCGACGGGACCUUCAAAAUCAUUGACCGCCGAAAAGAUUUGCUUAAAUUACAAAACGGUGAAUACAUUUCGCUCGGAAAA
This is a messenger RNA of Medioppia subpectinata, 1199 nucleotides long. Lineage: Eukaryota; Metazoa; Arthropoda; Arachnida; Sarcoptiformes; Oppiidae. The record is from the annotation of a GenBank genome assembly.